GGUUACAACGCCAUAUGAUUCUGCAUACCCGCCAAACAUGUUUCGGUCCCUAAAUUUCCUUUCCCCCUCUUGGCCUCUGACCCGCUCCCCUUUUCUAAACCAACUCAGUCUCCAUUCCAGCCACUAUCGGACGCUUGCAAUAAGUGCCACCCAGUACCGUAGUGCUCACUCCCCGCCGGAAUUGAGUACCCCAUGCCCAGGGCCUCAAACCGAAUGUGGUACCAUGUGGUGUGAACUGUGUCAGGCGCAAGAGCGGGACCUUAGGUCCGACUUCCGGGAGAUGCUGCGGGAGACUAAGAGGGCCUAUGAGUACUACCUGAAGGAACCGCAAGAGGAACUUAACAUUUUAAGGAAACGAGCGUGCACAUUAUCUGUGAGUUUGGGUCCCGUCUUCGUGCGUCUGCCAUGUCUGACUCCGUUACAGAAGGAUAUCAAUGAUACGAAAAAUCAAAUAAUGCAGCUGAAGCGAAACUUCAAUCCCUGCACCGCCCUAGGUAUGCUAUCACAAUACACCCGAUUUGUGUAGUUACUAACAUUCAACCACAGAACGGAUCGCCAACCACGGGAGAAUAGGGAACAAGACCAAGCGGCAGGAAACAAUACAAAGUGCACUUGACGAGCUGGCAAAAGGCAAGAACUUCAGAGCUAUCCUAAGAGAGGAGGUUGAGAGCCGUAGACUAGUAGAAGAGAAUGUUAUGGAGUGUGUUCACAAGCUCUAUGAUACAGCAUCGGAACACGCGACCGCUCGCAGCACCACAGUUGUUGUUAGAGCUUCGGAAUUUGCUAUUAAUGAGCGCGCUGCACUUGUUGUUUUCCUAAAGUUAUUGGACGCGUGGGGCGAUCCAUUGGGUUGGAGGGAGGAGAAAUUACCAAAUGAAGGCAGAUAGAGGGUCUAACAGCUUGUUCCUUUUUCUGUUCUCUUUCCAUUCCUACAUGUACUUCACGGAUCUUCUGUCUUCCAGUUACUCUUGUUAGAAUACAUUUCAUCACUAAAUAGAUCUCCGGGUCUCUGGUUUCUGAUCUAGUCGACAAAAAACUACCAUACAACCUAUUCAU
Molecule: messenger RNA, 1056 nt
Organism: Tuber aestivum (summer truffle)
Lineage: Eukaryota; Fungi; Ascomycota; Pezizomycetes; Pezizales; Tuberaceae
Source: the annotation of a GenBank genome assembly